UAUAUCGGGAAAGUAAGUACAUUUGGCAAGGACACGCCGUGCAGCCAGACAUCGCGAAAGCCGCCAUUCAGCAAAAAUAUCAAUUUGUUUGAAGUUAUCGCAGAAUAACGUGACCGUGGGCCCAGUCGGGUUUAAAUAAAGCGGACGGAGGCUCGAGACAGAGGGCGUGGCUGUGAGCGGUGACGUUCAGUGUUUAUGUCAAGCCGAGCUGCAAACAGUCAGUACGGUAACCUGUCAGACCUUCAAACCGUGGACCGUAAACGCUUUUAACUCCAACUAUGUUUUAGUGUGCUCUUGUGUCACCCCUGCCCGGGUGCCAUGGUCCUCAGUUACACAUGAGCUCUACUAUGUGGUACAUCAUGCAAAGCAUUCAAAGUAAAUACUCCUUGUCUGAGCGGCUCAUCCGCACCAUCGCAGCCAUCCGCUCAUUUCCACACGACAAUGUGGAGGACCUCAUUCGUAAGGGAGCUGAUGUGAACCGGAUGCAUGGCACACUUAAGCCCCUGCACUGUGCCUGUAUGGUUGCCGAUGCCGACUGUGUGGAGCUGCUGUUGGAAAAGGGGGCAGAGGUGAAUGCUUUGGAUGGGUAUAAUCGCACAGCACUGCACUAUGCAGCAGAGAAGGAUGAGAGCUGCGUGGAGCUGCUGUUAGAGUAUGGGGCCCAGCCAAAUGCCCUGGACGGCAACAAGGACACCCCACUUCACUGGGCCGCCUUCAAAGAUAACCCAGAGUGUGUGAGGGCCCUGCUGGAGAGUGGAGCCUGUCCCAAUGCCCGGGACUACAACAAUGACACACCUUUGAGUUGGGCAGCAAUGAAGGGCAACCUGGAGAGUGUCAAAGUGCUUUUAGACUAUGGGGCCCAGGUCCAUGUGACCAACCUGAAGGGCCAGACCCCUAUUUCCCGACUGGUGGCCCUGCUGGCCCGGGGCUUGGGCACCGAACAGGAGGAGGAGUGCCUAGACCUGUUGUGCCGAGCAGCAGGGCGCUUUGAGAUCCGACGGGCUGAUGGCACCCUUCCCAGGGAGCUGAGUAAGGAUCCCCAGCUGCUGGCGAGGCUAACCAGUAUGGUGGCUCAGGCUCCCACGCUUCGUUCUCUCGCACGCUGUGCUGUCCGGCAGAGUCUUGGAGUCCAGUUUCUCCCCACUGCUGUAAAAGAGCUUCCUUUACCAGAGACUAUCAAAGACUAUCUACUGUUGAGAGACUGAGGUCAUGAAACAACAAAGACAGCUCAUCACACAGCAUUUAUUGGCACGGAAUUGUCUUCAUUCAAAUAUAGGAUAUUAACAGUGGCUGUCAUUAAUCAAACCUUCUUGCAGGUGAAGAGAGAUUGGCGUCUCGGGAGAGUUUUCAUUAUCUACAUCUAUAGUUGUUUUUCCACUGCACAUUACGACUUGAGUCAGUUCUACUUUUUUUUUUCUUUUUUCCGUUGUGUACCUGGUACUUUUUUGGUAAAACCUUGUUUUGAGUUUCCAAGCAAGCUGAACUGAUGCUGAACUGAUACUGAAAGGUGGUGUGGGCCCAUUCUUAUCUUCUGUUGUAAGAAAAGGAGCUCCUUUAUGUGUACUAAUGAGUGUGUGGUUGAGCAAGGGAGAAAAGGUUAGCAGUGACGUUGUCAGUUUAGCACAGUGAAAGCAGUGAAACAGUUUUGUCACUGAAAUAAAGGCUGCGGCGUCACAGGACUAAAGUUAAGCUCCUGAGUGUUGUUUUCCAACCGCUGGAAAAAUGAAUGGGGUUUGGCACUGCUAUGAUGAUCAGUUAAGAUGUCUGUGGAAAACAAAGAAAGUAAAGUAGAGAGUAGAGUUGAUUCAAACCAUUCCCUGCAGUGGAAAAACGACACAAAUGAGUCGUGCACAUUUGUUAAUUUGUCUAGUGUCAGUUGUAGGAUGAGGAUGGGACCGGGUCAGGUGGUUUCAUAAGAACAUCUAAAAAUGAUGCACUUUCUGGUAACUCAGACCUGGCCUGUUAAGAAUAAGUCUUGGCUCAGCAGCUUUUUCUCGGCCUCAACUUUCAUGCAGUACAGAAAAAAACUGCAACAUCAGAGCUAGUCAUUCGUCUGUUCACAAGGAUCCAGUGCAUCUUUUAAAUUUUAAGCAGGCUUAUUAUGGAUUUUUUUGUAUGCAAAAUUCACAAUUUUGUAUUGAAUAUUACAUUUUAAAACUUAAAUAUAAUAAAAAAAAUGUCAUCAUCAUUUGACACAGAGCAUGAAGAAUCUUAUUAGAUGGUAAAAUGAGUAUGCUCAUGCUCAUUGUAAGAUUAGGUUUAAAUGUAAGAUAGGUUUAUGAAUGAGUGUAACGAGGCAGGCAGCCUAGUAGUUCUUUCAGAGGAUGCCGUUCCUGAUGUAGUGCUCUGGAACACAUGUUAUGUACUGAGUAUGAUAGUUGGAGCGGCCAUUGACGUACCAGUGAACUCACAAUGCAGUCAAUUUUGAAAUAGCAAGGAAAAAAUAAAAUUUAAAGAACAAACUUAAUGGGAACAGUUUUAUUUGCUGUGUAACAGCAGCUGAAGUGUGCAGAUUAUUAUCAUUGGUUCACAUCUAUUCCUCUUAAAAUUUCAUUGCUGGCCAAAGGGUUGUCAACAUGCCUGCUGUCAUUUACUAUUUAUGUGGGCUUUAUUUUAGGGUGCAGUUGCCAAGGAGGAAUACAUUUUUUUGUUUGUUUUUACAAUGGAUGUUUUCAGUCUUAACAAAGUUCAAGUUUUCCACGGUGCUCCCUCGUUCAGAAUGUUGCAGCAUAUGUUUAAAAAUUACUUUAUAUUAAAUUAAUUGUUAAAAUGUUAGAACCAUUAAAUUGCUUUUGUCUUCAAAAAUUCACUAAAUAAGCUUGCAAAAAUGUAUUUACGUUUGUUAUGGUAGCUGUCUAAAAUCUGUCCAUUUCUGUGCUUGAUUUUUGUUUGCUUGUUGUGCUGCUGUAUGAAAAAUAACCCCCUAGAUCAUGUUUUGUGUACACUGCAAAACUGCUUUUUUCUUGCCAACAUAAUGAAAGUAAAUGCCUUUAUAUUCCA
Molecule: messenger RNA, 3000 nt
Organism: Scatophagus argus
Lineage: Eukaryota; Metazoa; Chordata; Actinopteri; Scatophagidae
Gene: asb8
Product: ankyrin repeat and SOCS box containing 8
Exons: 4
Coding region: 336-1205 (289 amino acids)
Biological process (GO): intracellular signal transduction
Molecular function (GO): protein binding
Source: RefSeq, a predicted model, not a curated record